AUGCUUCCUUGGCAAGACUCAAAGAGCCUGAUCCUGGAAUCCGACUUGAGAUUAUCUAUGCUGCCAGAAGAAGAAGCUCCUCGUGCUAGGGCUGGUAUUGACUCGUUGAUGGGUUUGUACUGUCUUGUACCAACAUCCGGUGACCAGAAAUGUAUGCAAGGCUUUUUCGCUUACCCAAGCCAUCAAAUUCAGUCCAAGUUUGCCGUGUCGCAGAGUAAUCUUGGGUCAAGCCACUCGUGUCUAUCAUAUACGCAUCCAACCACAUCUAGAGUUGAGGAUCGUACCCUUUCCAGAAAUGGCGUACAAAUUUUCUUGGUACAGCCAGUGGACCCUGUGGACACGUGCGAGUCAUGUAGUGAUGCUUGUAGGGCUAAGCUAGACUGCCUUAUUCAUGAUGAAUGUCAAUUUUGCGUACUAUUCAGGGAUGUUGAGAGCAACUACCGGGCUCGGGACGUUUGUAUUCCCAUGCAAGGGGGAGGAUUGAGGCAAGAUCUGGAUACAGCAUACCAAUCGAAUAGUGGCGUGAAUAGACACGGGUUUAAAAUUCCCGAUCGUCGUGCCCAUUUGUUUGAUGCCAGGAUGCUUGAUCGAGGGUUUGAUCCUUGGACUCGCAGGCCUUUGCUAUUCACCCCAGGAAAACACCAGGUCCUUGCAAGGUCCAGACCUGAUAAAAACCACAAGGAUUAUCCUAAGGAAUUCGGCAAAGGUUUUCCGCAUAUGACACAGGAGGAAGUCCGCGAGUUAUGA
This is a messenger RNA of Fusarium graminearum PH-1, 747 nucleotides long. RefSeq lists its product as uncharacterized. Bases 1 to 747 code for a protein of 248 amino acids. The transcript has 7 exons. Lineage: Eukaryota; Fungi; Ascomycota; Sordariomycetes; Hypocreales; Nectriaceae. The record is from RefSeq and is a predicted model, not a curated record.